Aspergillus alliaceus is the source of this 1573-nucleotide messenger RNA. Its product is annotated as MFS general substrate transporter. Gene Ontology annotation, cellular component: plasma membrane. Gene Ontology annotation, biological process: dipeptide transport; allantoate transport; tripeptide transport. Gene Ontology annotation, molecular function: dipeptide transmembrane transporter activity; allantoate transmembrane transporter activity. NCBI's taxonomy places the organism in Eukaryota, Fungi, Ascomycota, Eurotiomycetes, Eurotiales, Aspergillaceae. The transcript has 9 exons. The record is from RefSeq and is a predicted model, not a curated record. The coding region runs from base 1 to 1569 and encodes 522 amino acids.
AUGCCAAUUCCGCUGUCUAUCGUAUCACCCUCGUCCUUUAUCUCUAUGGAAACGGCAAGAGUUGACUCAUUGGACGCUUGCCUAGCCAAAAUAGAUGGCGUGAAGCUUGAACCCCAGGCAUCAGUCGCCAAAGAUGUUGACUUGGGACAAAUAUUGGGAGUGGAGGUUACGCCGAAACAGGAGAGAAAGGUGCUACUAAAACUAGAUCUGAUAUUGAUACCCCUGAUGGGUGUCUGCUAUAUGAUGCAGUACAUGGACAAACUGGCUUUAAGUCAAGCGACUUUGUUCAAUCUAAGAGAAGACUUGAACCUCAAAGGGCCGGAAUACUCUUGGGCCUCAGCGAUCUUUUAUUUUGGUUAUUUCGCGUGGAGCUGGCCAAGCUCCUACCUUAUUGUCCGACUUCCCAUUGGAAAGUAUCUCAGUGCCUCAGUGUUCCUUUGGGGAGGAUUUCUUCUCUGCCAUGCGGCUGCGAGAAAUUUUGGUGGUCUGAUGGCUGCGCGUUUCUUCUUGGGAGUAGGCGAAGCUGCUAUCGCCCCCGGGUUUGCUCUUAUUACCGGCAUGUACUACAAACGAGAGGAGCAACCGGCAAGACAAGCUGCAUGGUUCCUUGGCAACUGCAUCUCCACCGUCAUCGGUGGUGUUGUUGCUUAUGGCAUUGGAACCAUCCAAAUCCACGCUAUCACAAGUUGGCAACUCCUAUUCCUGUUCUUGGGUGCCAUUACCGCCGGCAUAUCCUUCUUCCUCGUCGUGCUGCUGCCCGACUCCCCGCAGAAGACCAUCUUCCUAACCAAGACAGAGCGUUCCAUCGCAGUGCAGCGAACUCUCAAAAAUAAGACAGGUGUGAUGGAUGGUGGAGACUUCAAAUGGAAUCAAGCAUGGCUGGCACUUCGAGACCCGCAAACAUGGUUUCUCGUCCUGUAUACAUUCUCCGUCAACCUAUGCAACGGAGGCAUCACUAGUUUCUCUUCAAUAAUUAUAAAUGGCUUCGGCUUCACCCAACUUAAGUCCCUUCUAAUGCAGAUGCCCCUGGGCGCUGCGCAGGUUAUCUUCUUGGUUAUGACCGCAGGCAUCGCCACCAUCGUUCCCAAUACCCGGAUCAUCAUGAUGAUCUUCAAUACAACCGUCUCACUGAUUGGUAUGAUCCUCGUCUGGAAACUAGAUGACGACAAUCAAAAAGGCCGAUUGGCCGGAUUGGCGCUGGGCGCGGUCUUCGCAGUCAACAUUCCGUUAUCCUUGAGUAUCAUUAGUUCAAACGUCGCCGGGUUUACUAAACGAAGUGCAACGAGUGCGUUGUUGUUCGUCGCCUACUGUAUAGGGAAUAUCGUUGGUCCUCAAUUUUUUGUCGUCUCUGAGGAACCGCAUUACCCGACCGGUAUGAAGGCCGCUAUUUCUGGCCUCGCUUUGGGUGCCUUUUUCUUAGUUUGCUUGCUAGUUUACUAUGUCGUGGAGAAUAAACGCCGCGACAACGUGUAUGGUCCCGCUUCGCAGUUGACUGAGGCCGAGGAGCGGAUGCAAGGGUUGUCGAACAAGACAGACCUUGAGAUUGAGAGUUUUCGCUAUGUCAUGUAACGCC